Molecule: messenger RNA, 1068 nt
Organism: Babesia microti strain RI
Lineage: Eukaryota; Apicomplexa; Aconoidasida; Piroplasmida; Babesiidae
Product: Meiotic recombination protein DMC1 homolog
Exons: 9
Coding region: 1-1068 (355 amino acids)
Biological process (GO): mitotic recombination; DNA strand invasion; reciprocal meiotic recombination
Cellular component (GO): condensed nuclear chromosome; nucleus
Molecular function (GO): ATP binding; single-stranded DNA binding; DNA strand exchange activity
Source: RefSeq, a predicted model, not a curated record
AUGAAAUCUGUUACACGGCCCAGCAGUCAGACAAAAACGAUCUCGUCUACUCCUAUCACAGCGGGAUCUGCUAAACAUGUUGAUAUAAUUGAGGAUGGGCCGACCGUUUUUAUGGAAAUUAACAAAUUGCAGGAUCAUGGAAUCAACGUUUUAGACAUUAUCAAACUUAAAAAUAGUGGUUAUUGCACCGUGCUAUCUGUCAUCCAAACUACCAAAAGAGAAUUGGCAAUGGUCAAAGGACUCUCCGAAAUUAAAGUGGAUAAAAUUGUAGAGGCUGCCCUAAAGAUUGAAAUGUGUAAUUCGUUCAUUACGGGAAUACAGUUACAACAGCGUAGAACCAAAGUGCUCAAAUUAACUACUGGUAGUAGUGUGUUAGAUCAGGCUUUGGGAGGUGGAAUUGAAACUAUGGCCAUAACAGAAUUGUUUGGUGAGAAUCGGACUGGUAAAACCCAACUAUGUCACACCUUAUGUGUCACGGCUCAGCUCCCUUCUUCAAUGAACGGGGGUAACGGGAAAGUCUGUUUUAUAGACACCGAAGGCACGUUUAGACCGGAGAAGAUUAUAAGAAUUGGGGGUCGCUAUAACAUGGAUUCCGAAAUCGUUCUAGAGAACAUUUUAUACGCUCGUGCAUUUACGCAUGAACACAUAAUAACGUUACUUUCAACAGCUGCAUCAAAGAUGUGUGAAGAUAACUUUUCAUUGCUCAUAAUCGAUUCCAUUAUGUCCUUAUUCAGAGUUGAUUUUGCUGGAAGGGGCGAAUUGGCUGAGAGGCAGCAGAAACUCAAUAAAUUACUUUCAGGGUUAUCUAAACUUGGGGAACAAUUUAAUAUUGCCAUUUUGUUGACUAAUCAUGUAAUUUCAGAACCCAGCGGAGCAAUGUCAUUUGUGUCAAAUCCCAUCAAACCAGCCGGGGGACAUGUACUGGGCCACGCAUCAACAUUUAGGUUGGCCUUAAGGAAAGGAAAGGGGGAUCAGAGGAUAUGCAAAAUUUACGAUUCCCCCAGUUUACCAGAAGUUGAAUGUAUUUUUCAACUGACUGACAGUGGCGUUGCAGAUGCACUAGAUUAA